Gymnodraco acuticeps is the source of this 5354-nucleotide messenger RNA. Its product is annotated as lysophosphatidylcholine acyltransferase 1. Gene Ontology annotation, molecular function: calcium ion binding. The record is from RefSeq and is a predicted model, not a curated record. Lineage: Eukaryota; Metazoa; Chordata; Actinopteri; Perciformes; Bathydraconidae. The transcript is spliced from 14 exons. Bases 1 to 1638 code for a protein of 545 amino acids.
AUGAGGUUACCGAGUAAGAGACGAUGUGCGAUAGAAGAAGAUGGAAAGAAGAUGGACCAAGCUCCUCCGUUCAGAAACCCUUUUGUGCACGUCUUGAAAUUCUCCCCUCUGGAAAAGGCAAAGAUUGCAUUAAUGACAGUCACACUGUUCCCCAUCCGUCUACUCAUAGCUGCAUUCAUGAUGCUGCUGGCUUGGCCUUUUGCCUUCCUGGCCUCAUUAGGGCGCUCGGAGACCACCGUCGAACCCCAGUGCCUCUGGAGGAGAGUGGUGGACAUAAUUCUGAAGAUCAUCAUGCGGGUCAUGUGGUUUGUGGGGGGGUUCCAUUGGAUGACGGUGAAAGGGCGAAGGGCGUUGCCUGCAGAAGCACCCAUCCUCACCCUGGCCCCCCACUCGUCCUACUUUGAUGCCAUCCCAGUCACCAUGACAAUGGCCUCCAUCGUCAUGAAGGCUGAGAGCAAGGACAUACCUCUCUGGGGCACUCUGAUUAAGUUCAUCAGACCGGUGUUUGUCUCACGGUCGGACCAGGACUCCAGAAAGAAGACUGUGGAGGAGAUCAAACGCAGAGCCCACUCAGGGGGGGAAUGGCCUCAGAUAAUGAUAUUUCCAGAGGGAACAUGCACAAAUAGAUCCUGCCUAAUCACCUUCAAGCCAGGGGCCUUCAUCCCAGCUGUACCCGUGCAGCCUGUAGUGAUUCGUUACCCCAAUAAACUGGACUCGAUCACAUGGACGUGGCAAGGGCCUGGAGCGUUUGAAAUCUUGUGGCUGACACUCUGCCAGUUGCACAACAGGUUUGUGGUCGAGUUCCUUCCCAUUUACACACCGUCAGAGGAGGAGAAAAAGAACCCUGCUCUCUAUGCUAUCAACGUGAGACGUGUCUUGGCAAAAGCCCUGGGGGUUCCCAUCACAGACUACUCAUUUGAAGACUGCCAGCUGGCCAUGGCAGAAGGCCAGCUGAGACUGCCAGUGGACACCUGUCUGCUGGAGUUUUCCAAGCUUGCCAGGAGACUGGGGCUAAAACCCCGGAACACUGAGAAGGUUCUGCAGGAUUAUGUGAACAGAGCCAGGAAGCUGGAAGGUCAGAAGCUGGACUUGGACGACUUUGCUCAGUUCCUCGACGUGCCAGUUUCAGAGAUGCUCCGAGACAUGUUCUCUCUUUUUGACGAGCAUGAAGAUAACUGCAUGGAUAUCAGAGAAUAUGUGAUAGCCUUAUCUGUCAUAUGCAGACCUGCCAAAACUCUGGAAACGAUGAAAUUGGCCUUCAAGAUGUUUGAGGCAGAGGAGGACGGUGCCAUCACAGAGAUGGAGCUGGCAGUUAUCCUGAAAACGGCUUUAGGAGUGACGCACCUCAGCGUGUCGCGUCUCUUCACUGCCAUCGAUCCCGAAGACACAGGGAAGAUCACAUUUGAUAAGUUCAGAUGCUUUGUGGAGCAGCACCCAGACAUUUCAGAGGAGUACCUGUACGCAGAGAACGCAGGCCUCAGCAGCGGCUCCUGCCACGUUCACCACACAGAGUCCAGCCUGUCUUCCCGGAAGCUGCGAGGCACUGCCAACAAAAAAACAGCUAACGGUAUCUGCCCUGACUUCAGCCCCAAAGACCAUGACGGCACAAUAGAUGGACUUUUCAAGAAACACAACUAAAAGGGUUUAAAAAGUGGGAGAAAAACAAACACCUCUCCUGGUGAGAGGGUGUUGUGUAGUGGGGGAGCAGAGGGUAGCUAUGUACUUGUUGGUUAUUAAAAUGUUUGACAAGUAUCAAAUCAUUUUAGUAACCACAACUACAAAAAUGAAGAAGUUUACCUUACCCUUUUGUAUUAGUAUUGUGUCCAUGAUUUUGGUUAUCUUCAUUCUGGUAACCAGUUUAUUUUGUUAUAAAUUCCUUUUUUUUUUCAUAGAAAGGAUCGUCAAAAUGCCAAACAAUGGCUGUCAGAGGCUUGAAUACUUGUAGGGCAAGCACUUAUAAAAAAAUCCUGGGGCCAAUGUUUUUUCCUUCAACAUAGUGCUAUCUGUGCAUGUGUUCAACAUGAUGGAAGCGAGAAAAAACACAAGCCCCGGGCAGGGAAGUUAACAAAUAUUUAGUAAAAAUCAGUGUUGGAUUAUUUGACCUGUAACUUGUAUCGGUUCCCUCUCUUUAAUGGUAGCUGCCUUUUGAACUGAAGUGCAGAGUGCAUGGGCUCAUGUUAUUUGAGCAGUAUUGAGGAUUAUUCAUCUGAAGAAGGGAGUCCUAAGGGUACUGGUGACAAUUGUAGCUACAGUAGCCACAUUUGAGGUUAACCCGGGUCUCUGUGAGUGGAUGGUCAUAAUUGCUAUGAGCCUCUUACAUAUACAGUGAUACAUUUGAUUUAGCUCAGGGUUCAGUGACAAAAAUGUAACUUGUAUGAUGUCAUCAUUUUUGACGCUCACUGGGUGAAGUGCAUGUCUUUAUUUUCAGUACUCAUCUGUUACUCCUCAGUCACAUUAUCUUCACACAUUUCUUUCAGGUUGGCGAAUUGAAGUGUCUUUUUUUUUUUGAUUGUUGAAAUCACACAACGUGGACCAAAAAUGCAUUGGGUGAUUUAAUGUCACCCGUCAUGUCUGUACGGUCCUUUUCUGUCAGUGGUGUAAUGGCUGCAAGGAGGGGAGGGGGCUCACAAUGUGUGGCCAUUGAAAGCACAGUUAGUUAGGUGGCUUUGUUGGGUAUUCUAAAGGCAAGGUCAUAGUACUUCCCUUUCUGUCUUACACUGCUAUAUUUGUAGUCAUUCCUACCAUUUUCACAGCAUAUCCUCAGUAUCUCUGAAACGUCUACUUCUCAUGUGUUCAUGGAAUAUUCAAACAAUGGGCCUUAAGUUGCUUGUUUUUCAAAAGAUACCCAAGCACCUUUGCAUCUAGCCACAUUCAAGGGACCAGUUGAGAAUUGGAAAAUAUCCACCUAUGGUAAUAUGUUGGCCUGGUUUUUUGUGUUUUUGUUAUCAUGAUCUAAUUGGCACACAAUGUGAUAUUACCUCUUAGUGCACUAACAUGCAGCCUGCAGCGUUAAUAAUCAAAGGCUGGGUUGGCCUAUGUUUUAUUAUGACUAUAUAGGAUUACAAAUGUAAUCUCAAAUCACUCUUCUUUAGUCAUUAGUGUUCUUUAACAUAUUUUAGCACACAGUUUCACUUCAGUGCGAAGUAUUUUAUUCUGGCGUUUUGCAAUGUGUCCAGAAUUUACCAUAAAGUAUCUUUGUUUGAUUUUGAAAUCAAGAAUCUAAAAUUACAAUCAAUUUUUGGAUUUAUUGGCCAGAAAGCCACACAUAAUGAUGCUCAUUUCAAUCACCUUAUUUAUGUCUCGUAUUUCUGCAAACGUGAAACGAUAUUAUACUACAACGCCUUUCAAAAUGUACAGUGCUAUACAUCAUGUUAUUUUAUAGCACGACUAAAUGUUAAAGGGAAUACCUCUCCUGAGCAGAUGAAUGAAACACAAGAGACUCUGUUUGUAGCCGGUUAUACUUUGGAUCUGUGCAUUCAUGGUUUCAGUCCAUUGAGUUUGUAUUUAUUGAUAUCACUUCAGAAUGAACAACUUUGAAUUGUAUACGUUUGUGUGGGUGAGCUUCACGUUCCCAUCCCAUUCAUGACCAUGCAUACUGUACAUGUACUCUCAUUAUGGCUUUCGGUGAAGCAAUAGUUCACAUCUCUUAAAUCUUCUCAAAAGAUAUGCUUCUAAAGAGUUCUGAUAUGCAUUUAGAAUAUUCCAAAUGCAGGACAUUUUGUGAAUUUUUGAAAUACGUAUAUGAAUGAUUUUUAUUUCCACUGCCAUGACAAAGAUCUGUGAUCUUCUCUCUUUUGCAGAUGACAAAUGAGCUACAUUAUCAUUUUCCUUUGUAUAAUACUGCAAAUGUUUUGUGUCGUACACCUCCUACACAGUGUAAAGGUUUAUUGUUGUUAUAUUAUUACUGCUGAUUAUCGCUAAGUUGACUGCUUAGAAACAACAAUGCAGAUUUCUUAAUGAAACCGAUAGCCUUGAAUCUAUAGAGUUUUUAUGCUAAAAAAGAGAAUGUAUAGACAAUCUUGUCACAAUCAGAAGCUAUCCAAAGCGCUGAUCUCCAGUGGACAUAUUCCCAAAAAGUCAUGGUUUUCAAAUUUAAACUUUUUAUCCAGUUUGAACCUUCUUUCACCAUUGACUUUUUUUUUAUGUUUAAGGCAUGCAGGUUGAAAAGGGCAUUGUUUAAGUGUGUCGGGCCUCGAGGUGAUGUCUGCCACCACAUGACGGGCCGCAUCGCACAAACACACAGACUGUACGCAUAUAUAUAUAUAUGUUAAACAACAAUCUUUUACUUCUAUCACCUUUUUAAACUUGUACGUAUUUGUGCUUGCACUUUAGAUUAUUUUCUUACUUUUUUUUGGUAAAGCAUGUUAAGUUUGUAAGUUACAGUAUUGUAGCUCUAUUUUGUUAAUAUAAAAACGUUUUUGCAUUCAAAUAUCUGCUGCGAUAAUGAAAGCGCAGAAGAAAUUAGAGAUCACACAUUACAGAAAGCUGUCCUACGUUACUCUAUGUGAGAGCUUGGUUUGUGUAAACAUCUUAACAUGUUUGAAUUUUGGAAUUUGUAUAAGCUUGAAACAAUUUUGUAAACGCGUAGGACUUGGAAACGAUUGGAAUGACUAAAAACUGCACCGUGGAAUGAUUAAAUAUUAAAUGUACUCCCAAGUGAUGUGAUUUUACAGCAGGUGGUUAAUUAUACAAUUCACUAUGUAUGUAUAAUGGAACCCAUACUGUUUGUUUACAUAGGUGGAGAACAAAGCAUUGACCCAGAAUGAAAUGUACUGAGCCACUGUAACCCAGUUAUGUUCGUUAGUUUUUUGUAACACAAUGUCAAUGUGAAGUUCUAAAGAAUCAUAUAUUUUACAAGUCAAAUAUGUGCAUUUAUAUAUAUUCAAUACUUCAGUACAAUUUGGCAUCGGGGCUGUAAGAAUAUAGCGGGUCCAUUUGUUUUUCACACUUUCCCUUUAUGUCAAAUAACUCUGUAGAGGUGAGUCUAAUUUUUGUACUUGCUAUCAAUCUGAUCAAAUGUAAACCUGCGAGAGAUAAACUUGUAUUUAUGCUACUGCUGCCUGCUUCCCACAGUUUGUCCAGCAGAGAGCCUAAGACGAAAGACUUGUGUACUCUUGACAGAGCGAUAGUGUUUUUAUGAUGGCUUAUGUCCGUGGACCAAGAAACUGAACUCUCUGUUUUCUCUGUAGCUUUACUUCCUGUCUUUUUUCUAUACUCAACAGGUUUUAUUUUAUUAAUGCAUUUUGAUGAUGAAGAGUCAUUACUGCAAGCUACUUUGAAUUUGUCUGUUCAGGACUGCUAUGAUAUAACUUGUUAAUGUGACUCUUGGAUUGAAUAAACAAAUGAAAUGUUAA